ACUAACUGAUCAUUGAUGCUGAAGACUCUCUUAUUGGGCGAUCACAGAUAAUGAUUGCUAAUCUGUAAUCCUAUGAUCUUGAUUCCAUGCAAUGGAUAUAGGUAUUCAUAAUUAAUUACUUCUGCCUUGUUCGUAUCUAUGCUACAUUGCAUGUCCUCUAUCAUACAGCUAUCAGCCGCAAAAUCUGUAUUUAAAAAGUGUUCGUCUUCAAAAACCUGUGGAGUGAGAAAGAGAGAAAAGGGAAAAAAAUUAAAGAAGCCUGCCUAAAGAUACCGGUAGUUGAAUGCCUUCUCCAUAAAAUAGAUUACAAGCUUUGUUCUUGUUGGUCAUUAUGGCUGAGUGUCUCAUGUUAAGUCCAGAAAGCUCAUGCUGAUCGAGAAGGAGGAGAGAAAAAAAGCCUGAUGUGGAUAGGUAUCUGUUGGAUUUGAGUGGUAAAGCUAUAAGAUGGCCAACCAUUUCUACCAUAUUUGUGACUAUACAGUUCAUGCUGAAUUGGAUUAAUUAUCAACUGUUAACUGUGGUAGAAAAAAGAUCACAUUUCUCAACAGUUUGUAAAUUAAGAAGUGCAGCAUGAUGUUGAGCCAAUUUAAAAGAGUGCUGUAGAAACGGUUCACUAGUGAAAGAAUUUGGUCAGUGAAAAAAUAUCCUGGAGAAGUUGAUUUAAAAAUUAGUGAAAGUUGUAACAUGCUGUUGAGAUAUAUAGACAUUACUUGAUUGAAAAACUUACCAUUAUCAAAAGACUCAGGAGGGAUAUUGAUUUAGCUCGUAGAGGCACGUACAUUAUUCCCUCAUUAUCUACACUGCUGGAGAAAAUUGUCAUAGUUCAAUUAUUUCAUAAAUAUUUGAUCACUGUUCCUUUAUUUUUUUUCUUUUCAAUGAAAAGGUUGUAUGUAUGUAUAUAUAUAUAUGUAUUCCUUGUGAAGGAAUGGCUUUCUGGAGAGACAUCGAUCAUCACAGAAUGAGAUCCAGCAGGGAAAAACACCAUUACAUGCACUGCUUGGUGCAAAUUAAUUCAUCAAAAAGUGCCCAAAUAUCGCCUUCUUAAUGGAAAUUUUUACCAGAUUGUGGGGGAACUGAUUCCUAGUACUUUUAGUGAAAGUGGUGGUGAUAUUUAUUUUUUUUUUGGUCGGCUCUGAGGAAAUACAAAAAUAUAAGCACACCGAAAACAUAUGGACUUGGUGGACCAUAUAAGUUUUUCAAUUUGAAUUUGUUGACAUUAGUGAUUUACUGUGUGUGAAGUGAAUUUUUAUGAAAGUUCGAAGACCAGGGAUAAUGGUACUGGAUUGGUUCUCAAACCUGCCCAGUCUUCAAUUUAUUUCCCCACCCCCCUGUAGCUGUUCGGAGCACUUGCAUUACUCCCUCGGAGGUCCAUUCAGCGUAGUCAAGCGAUGCAUUCACCGGGAGACAAAGCAGCAGUUUGCUGUGAAGAUUGUAGAUGUUGCCAAAUUCACCUCAAGUCCUGGCCUCAGUACAGAGGACCUGAAGAGGGAAGCCAGUAUAUGCCACAUGCUGAAGCAUCCUCACAUUGUGGAACUACUGGAAACCUACAGCUCAGAUGGCAUGCUGUACAUGGUGUUUGAAUAUAUGGAUGGAGCUGAUCUGUGCUUUGAGAUUGUCAAGAGAGCCUCAAUGGGCUUUGUUUACAGUGAAGCUGUGGCUAGCCAUUACCUGAGACAAAUCUUGGAUGCGUUGAGAUACUGCCAUACCAAUGACAUCAUUCACAGAGACCUCAAGCCCCACUGCGUGUUGCUUGCGAGCAAGGAGAACUCCGCCCCCGUCAAACUCGGGGGGUUCGGUGUGGCCACUCAGGUUCCUGAGGGUGGCCUGAUUUCUGGAGAUGAGGAAAUAAUGCAUGGGUUGGAACCCUGGUUUGAUCUGAGAAAUGAUGUAGUCGGUCGUAUCGGUACGCCGCAGUACAUGGCCCCUGAGGUGGUGCAGCGGCAGCCCUACGGUAAACCAGUGGACAUGUGGGGCUGUGGUGUGAUGCUGUUCAUCCUCCUGGGAGGCUACCCACCGUUCGUCGGCACCAAGGACCACCUGUUUGAACAAAUUGUCAAAGGCAGCUAUCAUAUGAGAAAACAAUGGCUCAAUAUAUCUAACUAUGCAAAAGAUUUAGUCAGCCGGAUGCUGGAGGUGGAUCCAGAGAAACGGAUAACAGUGGAGGAAGCUUUACAACAUCCGUGGGUCAAGGAAAGAGGAAAAAUCCCCAAAGUUCAUCUGCAGGAAACGGUAGAAGAACUGAAGAAAUUUAAUUCCAGGCGGAAAUUGAAGGGUGCAAUCAUGGCAGCAGUGUCGAGUUCCAAGUGGAAUACAUUUUACAAUGAUCCUGUGGUUCCGGAUAUAAAUGAAGAGGAGGUAACUUCUGCUGGAGCUGUGUCCCAGGUGCUGGACUCGCUGGAAGAGAUGCAGUGUCUGACCGACUGUACCGGCGAGGAGAAGGACCUGAUAGAGAAAGUCUUCCAAGAUACCAAGCUCCACGCCCUCCUACUGUUGUAUGACAAGAUCAACACCCAGACAGCCGCUCCUGUCCAACCGCCACCUUCUGAUGCUGUGGAUAGAGCUAGAGAGGUUCACAAUGAUAUGAAGAGAUGUCCUCAAGAAUACAUGACAGUCUGCCAGGAGCUGGAACAAAUUCUGACCAAACCCCACGUAAUGGCCUUAUUACAAGCACAUGAUGUAGUAGCUCACGAGGUGUAUAGUGAAGAUGCAGUGCGAGUCACUCCGCCUCCGAUUCAGACAUUUGUCAACAUAAACGGUGAUACCUCACAACCUCCCAGUCCAGAAGUCGAGAUGGAUCCCGGGUGUAAAAUCAAUCGAGUCCGACUCGUUCAGUUCCACAAAAACAAGGAUGAGCCUAUGGGAAUUACUCUAAAGGUCAAUGAUAUUGGUCAAUGUAAGGUGGCUCGGAUAAUGCAUGGAGGAAUGAUCCACAGACAAGGAACUCUUCACGUUGGAGAUGAAAUCAAAGAAAUUAACGAGGUCAGCGUGGUCAACCAGACAGUGGAUAACCUGCAGAAAAUGCUGAAAUCAUUAAGUGGCAAUGUUACCUUCAAAAUUGUUCCUCAGCCAUCGGGCAACAUUCAUAAAGAACGGAACGAGAACGGAACCCACAAAGAGAUCUUUGUGAGGGCGCUUUUUGAUUACAACCCUGAGGAUGAUGAUAUGAUUCCCUGUCCCCAGGCCGGGGUGUCCUUCAGAGUGGGGGACGUGUUACGGAUAAUAAACAAAGAGGACUCCAAUUGGUGGCAGGCCAAGUUAUGGGGGGUGGGCCCCACCACCCCCGCUGGUCUCAUUCCCUCCCCCGAACUACAGGAGUGGCGGACCUCCCAGUCCUCACGGGAGAAGGCACGCCAUGAACACGCAGCCCACUGUUCAUGGUUUGGGAGGAAGAAGAAAGAUAAAUACUUGGCCAAACACAACUCUAUUUUUGACCAAUUAGAUCUCAAUACAUACGAGGAAGUCGUGAGUCUCCCAGCCUUUAUGAGGAAGACCCUGGUAUUAUUAGGGGCCCAUGGUGUCGGGCGGAGGCAUAUUAAGAACACCCUCAUCACGAGUCAUCCAGAUAGAUUUGCUUAUCCCAUUCCACAUACGACGCGGCCGCCUCGAGAAGGGGAAAUGAAUGGAAAGAACUAUUACUUCGUUGGACAGGAAGAAAUGAUGAAAGACAUUGCUGCCAAUGAGUAUUUGGAGUAUGGAACGCACGAGGAAGCCAUGUAUGGAACCAAGUUAGAAACAAUCCGCCAGAUUCAUUCCAAAGGUCUCAUAGCUAUUCUGGAUGUGGAACCACAGCUCAACACUUGGGCUAUCCGUGUACUGCGGAAUGGGGAGUACGCCCCUUACAUAGUAUUCAUUGCAGCUCCAACUAUAGCCACCCUGCAGGAGGACAUUAGUUUGGAAAGAUUAGCUACAGAGAGUGAGCUCCUGGAGAAAGCUUAUGGACACUAUUUUGACUUGAAAAUUGUGAACAAUGAUAUUGAUGAAACUAUCAGGAAAUUGGAGCAGGCAAUUGACCAAGUCAGUACCACAUCCCAGUGGGUGCCUGUCAGUUGGGUGUAUUGAGAAGUCUGUGAUGGACGGCUGGAAAAAAAACUUAUUGGCCCUAAAAAGGCAUGCAUGUUCACGUGUAUCAGAUGGUGGCCCUGCUGAGGACUAAGGAAGAGGAGGAGAAGGCCAAAGUGUAUUAUGGGAGAUAGUUGUUGCUCCAUCACAUUUAUCACUAACUCAUGUGUUCUCUGUCCACAAACAGAUUCAGAUAAUGGAAUUUCUAAACUCACCUUUAAACUGUAACUUGUUAGGUUUUUUUUUUUAAACCUAACUGUAUAUGUUUUGCAUCAGCAUAUUAUGUAUAGAAGAUGCAAAGAAUGAGGUUAUAUAGUGUACACAAUUAUAGACUGUGAUGUUGAACCUUAUAAAAGGAAAAAUAUUUAAUGUCAAAUUCUUUUUAUGAAUAAGAUAUGGCAUAAUCAUACUCAUAGUUGUAACUGAUGAGACCAGUAGGUUGAAUAGUUUUAUAAGUACAGAAACACUAUAGGUUGGUGGAGUGCUUUAAAUCUUGGUUAUAACAUAAAGGUUAAUAACAACUUUCGAUAUGUAUGUUACUAAUUGAUAGUAAAACCUUUAAAGACUACAGUGUAAGAAUGGGUUGCAAAUGUGUAAUAUACCAGCAUAUAUAAUAUGAAUACCUGAAACUGGGAAGACUUAAAAGGGUAUAGAGAUCUUGUCUCAGAUUAUGUGUAUGUAACAAAGGUUAAAAUUUUAUUUCUUUUUUUGUGUGCAAUUUAUAUCAUUUGCCUAUUUGUAUUUUCAUUUUUAUUUUAUAUCAAUCAAGUAUUAAAUAUUAUUGCCAACAUUAAUCAAAUUUGUUGAAAGAGAAAGAGCUGGUAUUUAGUUGUAUGGUUAUAUUACUUUAUUUAGAUGGUGCUUAUCAAUUUGUUGUUGAAUUUGACCAAAUGCUCUCAAGUGCUGAUCUUAUUCUGUUGGAUUUUUUUUGUCAUCAUAUAUAUGUUAUCAAUGUAAACAUUAAAAGUGGAUGUUAACAAUGGAACAUACUAACAAUAUGGUUUUACUCACUAUAUUAUUUAUACAAUAUACAAUCAAUCAAACCUUGAUAUCUUGAGCUUUAUUUGAUGAGCAGAAAAACUUUUAUGUAUUUGAGGAUUCCAGAUAGUAGGGGUUAAUAACUAGACAGUGUUAAGAGACAGUGAUUCGGACUUCAACAUCACUUCAGUAUACACAUGGUUUUCGGGAUAUCUAUGUUAGAUAUACUCAAUUUCAACUGUAGAUAUUUAUGUAGAAAUGGUAUUAGUAUCUUCUUGCACUGUUUGCACCACUAGGGGCCGGGUUUUCUCAGAAAAAAAGUUGUAGAGGAGUGAUAAAUAGAGAAAUUUAUUCAUACCAUUGUUUUAAAGAUUUAUUUGUGAAUGUUUUUCAAUAUUUAUUGCAAAUAAUUUUCAAGAAAUAAUGAUGUCGGAUGAAUAUAUACUGUUAGCGAACAACUGAUAGAGAAAAAAUGUGUGAAUGAUGAAAGUUAUGUGUAUUUAUUAUUAAAGUAUCUGAACACUGAAUGCACGUUCUGUAAAAUUAAGAAAAUAUCAGAUUAAAUGGAUUUAUGACUAAUAGCAUAAAUUCACACAAUUAGAUUGCAAUACAUGUUUAUGUAACAGAGUGAAUUGUUAAAUGCAAGUAAAAUAUAUUGUUAAGUGUCAUAUUGUUCCCACUUGGACACUGAUCUGGCGUUACUUGUAUGAAUCAUGAUUAUCAUUUCUUCAUUAAGAUAAAUCCUCAUUUUCUUUCCAAACUUUAUAAAAUGACGCAUUCAGUUAAAAAAUUUUGACAGGUACUGUUUGUAUGAUGAUGAUUUAUUGAAGAUUUUUACAUAGAGUUUUCUUUAUAUUAAGAUUAAUUGCGAUUGGUAUAUGGUAUUUAUGAGGACACAGAUUGUAGUAAUGAAGACAGACUCCAGCUAGUCUUAAUCUUAAUUCUCUGUUAGUUGGUUGUUCUUUUCUUCGAUCAUCACAGUAUUGCAGUUGCAGUGUAUAUUGACAAGUAAAUAGGUCAUGAGUCUGUUCGAUAGGAAAUUCUUUGAAUUGAAGUCGUCUUUUUUUUUCUUUGCCCACAAAAUCUUGCAGUGAAGUUAGUAAAGGCAUAUAAAGACUGCUAGGUUGUUCUUAUUUCAUCUCUAAAUAAUGAGCAUUAUUUAUUUCAACACAGUUGAAUUUAAUUUUUUUUCAUCAAUAACAACUUUUUUUUUCCUUUGUCAUACCAUAACGUUAUAUGCCAUAAAUAAUUAUAUUUUACCUGAUUUAGCACAUUGAUUAUUUAGUUAUAUUAUAGAGACUUUUAUUUUAUUUCUGUUAUGAGGGAUUUAAAUGUUUAGUAUACUAAUGGUUGUAUGUCUUUUAAGUUCUUAUUGAUGACAGCAGAUUAUGUAUACAUGUAUUAAUUAUUCUAAUGAGGAAUGAAAUUCAAAUUGUAUUAUAUACAAAUGUUACUGGUACAAAUAAAAUCACAGAAUCUUG
Molecule: messenger RNA, 6518 nt
Organism: Magallana angulata
Lineage: Eukaryota; Metazoa; Mollusca; Bivalvia; Ostreida; Ostreidae
Product: peripheral plasma membrane protein CASK-like
Exons: 25
Coding region: 1249-4059 (936 amino acids)
Biological process (GO): regulation of neurotransmitter secretion; protein phosphorylation
Cellular component (GO): plasma membrane; cell-cell junction
Molecular function (GO): ATP binding; protein kinase activity; signaling receptor binding
Source: RefSeq, a predicted model, not a curated record